GAAAAAAAAAAAAAAACAGUGACAGGGAUGGAGAGCAGUUCAUCGGGCUGCUCGAGUGUUUCUGAAUACACCUAUUCGUAGUCCUGUAUUUGUUCGCCGAUUCUCAAUUAGCUCUGGGGGGGAGCAGCGCGCCGAACGCCCGGUUACACCGCAGGCCUUUCGCGACGAGGAAUGGCGAUGGUGAGGAGCCAUAGUGUGGCGGAUGCGAAGUAGCGGCCGGAGGCCGGACGACACGAUGGGCAACAAGGACAACCUGGAAGACGUGUUUGUCGCUGUCAUCCGUCCAAAGAAUGCCGUCAGUCUGAGCUCCAAAGAAUACAGGGCGAAAGCCUAUGAAAUUCUGCUGAUAGAAGUUCCUUUGGAAGGAAAAGAAAAGAAAAGGAAGAAAGUUCUUUUAGGGACCAAAAUACAAGCAGGAGGUGAUGCAUCCAGGUCAAUUUUGGAUUAUGUUGAUGAAACCACAAAACCCAUAUCCAAUAACCAAGGUUUCAUAGGAAAGCGCGUGGUGCACAUGAAGAAAUUCCCUCUUGAUGGUGAAAAUGCAGGGAAGGAAGCAUCUUUAUUUAUUGUGCCAAUUAAUGUCAAAGACAACAGCAAGCCCACAUACAGCCCUGGAUGCCCCAGCUUCUACUGCUUUCAAGAUAUCAUGCGUGUGUGUAGUGAAACUAGCGCUCACUUCUCUUCUAUCACAUCCAAAAUGCUCUUAGCCUUAGACAAGUGGUUGGCUGAGCAGCACAGCGUACCCCACGCCAUCCCUGCCCUGUUCAGACCUGCCCCUGUGGAGAGGGUGAAGACCAGCGUUUGCAACCCAGCCUACGCCACAGAGAGCAAGCAGUCUGAUGGAUCGCUGCACAUGGGAUACACAGCACUGGAAAUUAAGAGCAAGAUGAUGUCACUGGAGAAAGCGGAUAUGUGCAUCCAGAACCCGCUCUAUGGCUCAGAUUUACAGUACACAAAUCGGGUGGAUAAGGUGAUCAUCAAUCCUUACUUUGGUCUAGGAGCUCCAGAUUACUCCAAAAUCCAGAUACCAAAAAGAGAGAAGUGGCAACACAGUAUGAGUAGCAUGACUGAGGACAAGGAGCGUCAAUGGGUGGAUGACUUCCCUCUGCACCGGAGCGCCUGCGAGGGGGACACAGAGCUCAUCAGCAAGCUUCUGGAAAGCGGCUUCUCUGUGAAACAGCUGGACAGUGAUCACUGGGCCCCCAUUCAUUAUGCCUGCUGGUAUGGGAAGGUGGAGGCCACAAGGCUACUGCUGGAGAAAGGGAAGUGCAACCCCAACCUGCUGAAUGGGCAGCUGAGUUCCCCUUUACACUUUGCAGCUGGAGGUGGGCAUGCUGAGAUUGUCCAGCUUCUUCUACAGCACCCAGAAAUAGACAGGCAUAUAGAAGACCAGCAGAAAAGAUCACCAUUGCAAGUCUGUGAGGAGAACAAGCAGAAUGAGUGGGAGGAAACAGUGAAGUUACUCCAGCAAGCCAAUAACAAGCCAUAUGAGAAAGUGCGGAUCUACCGCAUGGAUGGCUCGUACCGCUCCGUGGAGCUGAAGCAUGGGAAUAACACAUCUGUCCAGCAGAUCAUGGAAGGCAUGCGGCUAUCACAGGAGACCCAACAGUACUUCACCAUCUGGAUCUGCUCGGAGAACCUCAGCCUGCAACUGAAGCCCUAUCACAAGCCCCUACAGCACCUGCGCAUCUGGUCAGAGAUAGUCACUGACCUGACUGUGCUGGACCCGCAGAGGGAGGCCCCCCAGCUGUUCCUGCGCCGGGAUGUACGGCUGCCUCUGGAUGUUGAGAAAAAGGUUUCAGACCCGCUGUCUAUCCUCAUGCUGUUUGAUGAAGCACGACACUGUCUCCUCAAAGGAUUUUACCCAGCACCUGACAACAAGCUCAUAACUUUGGCUAGCCUUCUACUACAGAUAAUCUAUGGAAACUACGAGAGUAAGAAGCACAAGCAGGGAUUUCUUACUGAAGAAAAUCUGAAAUCAAUAGUGCCAAUAUCUAAGGUGAAAAGUAAAGCACAUCACUGGACCAACAGGAUCCUCCAUGAAUACAAGAAUCUCAGCACGAGUGAGGGCGUGAGCAAAGAGAUGCACCACCUGCAGCGUCUCUUCCUGCAGAACUGCUGGGACAUCCCAACCUAUGGUGCAGCCUUCUUCACGGGCCAGGUCUUCACCAAGGCCAGUUCCAGUAACCACAAGGUCAUCCGUGUCUACGUUGCAGUCAACACCAAGGGGCUGCAUCUUAUGAACAUGGAAACUAAGGUUCUGCACAUUAGCCUGGAGUAUGGCUCUUUCAUGUGGCAGCUGGGACAGGCUGACCAGUACUUCCAGAUUCACAGCCUUGAAAAGAAGAUAAACUUCAUUGUUCACACUAAGCAGGCUGGCCUCAUUGUUAAGCUCUUAAUGAAGUUAAGCGGACAAAUACCACCCAAUGAAAGAAGCGGAUCAGACAAGUAUGCCUAUGGAUGAAUUUAGAUAUGAGCAAUUGAAGCUGUAUACUUAAAAACUGGUGUUUUGCUGAAGUAUUUACUGUAAAACAGUGUUAUGAAAAUUCUGUAUAUGACCAUAUGGCACAAACCAAAGCAGUUUUUUUUCCAUUCAGACUUUUUGUUCCCAUCUUCAC
Molecule: messenger RNA, 2618 nt
Organism: Scleropages formosus (Asian bonytongue)
Lineage: Eukaryota; Metazoa; Chordata; Actinopteri; Osteoglossiformes; Osteoglossidae
Gene: krit1
Product: KRIT1 ankyrin repeat containing
Exons: 17
Coding region: 203-2464 (753 amino acids)
Biological process (GO): negative regulation of angiogenesis; regulation of establishment of cell polarity; cell redox homeostasis
Cellular component (GO): cytoskeleton; plasma membrane
Molecular function (GO): protein binding
Source: RefSeq, a predicted model, not a curated record